Messenger RNA from Oncorhynchus gorbuscha (pink salmon), 1208 nucleotides. RefSeq names its product secretory carrier-associated membrane protein 2-like. Gene Ontology annotation, biological process: protein transport. The coding region runs from base 87 to 1067 and encodes 326 amino acids. NCBI's taxonomy places the organism in Eukaryota, Metazoa, Chordata, Actinopteri, Salmoniformes, Salmonidae. Gene Ontology annotation, cellular component: recycling endosome membrane; trans-Golgi network membrane. The transcript has 9 exons. The record is from RefSeq and is a predicted model, not a curated record.
ACCAAUGAAAGAAAGAGGAGCUGAUCAAGCGAUAGGAGGACUAUAAUUGUUUCUACUUUGAGAAGAUAUUAUAAAACGCUAUUAAAAUGUCGGAUUUUGAAGAUAACCCAUUUGCAGAAUCGUACGACAUCAACCCUUUUCAGGAUCCCUCGGUUACACAAGUGACCAACUCGGACGUAGACCACAUUGAUCAAUUUAACCCUUUCCCAGACCAUCAGACGGUUAGCCUAUCAGGGCUCACCAUUCCGGCCUCCAGGAUCCCUUCCCAGCCUGCCGUGCUGCAGCCGUCAACAGAGCCCGGGCCACAGGUCACGGAGGCUGCGGGCCAGGCUAGCCUGCUGAGGCAGCAGGAGGAGCUGGAGCGGAAGGCUGCAGAUCUGGAGGACAGAGAGAAGGAGUUGCAGAGCAGGGGAUCCGCAACAGGCAACAACUGGCCACCUCUUCCCAAGGCUUUUCCCAUAAAUCCUUGCUUCUACCAGGACUUCUCGGUGGAGAUUCCCAUGGAGCACCGGAGGGUCUGCCAGAUGAUGUACUAUCUGUGGAUGCUCCACUGUGUGACUCUGUUCCUCAACCUGCUGGCCUGUCUGCUCUACUUCACCGUGGACACGUCCUUUGGCAAGAACUUUGGCCUGUCCAUUCUUUGGCUCAUCCUGUUUGCCCCGUGCUCCUUCCUCUGUUGGUACAGACCUGUCUACAAGGCCUUCAAGUCGGACAGCUCCUUCAGUUACUUCUUCUUCUUCUUUGUGUUCUUCUGCCAAGUGGUGGUGUUCAUUAUCCAGUCUAUGGGCCUCCACAACUUGGGAAACAGUGGUUGGAUCACCUCGUUGAUAGCCUUCAGCUCCAACAAGGCGGUGGGAGCCAUCAUGAUGGUGGUGGCCUACUUCUUCACUGCCUGUGCUGUGCUGUCAGUCAUCCUGCUGGGGAUGGUGCACAGCCAGUACAGACGUACCGGGGCCAGCUUCCAGAAGGCCCAGCAGGAGUUCUCCCAGGGCGUGCUCACCAACAAGACCUUCCAGACGGCUGCCACCUCCGCCGCCGCCUCCGCUGCCUUCCAGGGGAACAACUAGACCCAGGCCGGGCUAACUCAACCCCCAGAUACCACCUUCACCUCCUCCAUCCAAUGUCCACCACCACAACACUUGUUUGGGAUGGAUCCCCUCCCCUGCUGUCACCAUCCAGUGCAGGUCCCACCAUGGAGCUCAUUUCAU